Molecule: messenger RNA, 648 nt
Organism: Knipowitschia caucasica
Lineage: Eukaryota; Metazoa; Chordata; Actinopteri; Gobiiformes; Gobiidae
Source: the annotation of a GenBank genome assembly
AUGCGACAGUGGCAGAAGAAGAGGAGUUUGUGUCAGAGGAGGGAGAGGAGCAGGUCAAGGAGAGAGAGAAGAGGCCAAGGAGGGAGAGGAGCAGGCCAAGGAGAGAGAGAAGAGGCCAAGGAGGGAGAGGAGCAGGCCAAGGAGGGAGAGGAGCAGACCAAGGAGGGAGAGGAGCAGGCCAAGGAGGGAGAGGAGCAGGUCAAGGAGGGAGAGGAGCAGGUCAAGGAGGGAGAGGAGCAGGCCAAGGAGGGAGAGGAGCAGGCCAAGGAGGGAGAGGAGCAGGCCGAGGGAGAGGAGCAGGCCAAGGAGGGAGAGGAGCAGGUCAAGGAGGGAGAGGAGCAGGCCAAGGAGGGAGAGGAGCAGGCCAAGGAGGGAGAGGAGCAGGCCAAGGCGGGAGAGGAGCAGGCCAAGGAGGGAGAGGAGCAGGUCAAGGAGGGAGAGGAGCAGGCUGAGGGAGAGGAGCAGGCCAAGGAGGGAGAGGAGCAGGUCAAGGAGGGAGAGGAGCAGGCCAAGGAGGGAGAGGAGCAGGCCAAGGAGGGAGAGGAGCAGGCCAAGGAGGGAGAGGAGCAGGCCAAGGAGGGAGAGGAGCAGGUCAAGGAGGGAGAGGAGCAGGUCAAGGAGGGCUGGCGCGCUCCCCCCAAAUUGUGA